This is a messenger RNA of Fopius arisanus, 866 nucleotides long. Its product is annotated as sperm flagellar protein 1-like. The record is from RefSeq and is a predicted model, not a curated record. Gene Ontology annotation, cellular component: axoneme. The transcript is spliced from 3 exons. NCBI's taxonomy places the organism in Eukaryota, Metazoa, Arthropoda, Insecta, Hymenoptera, Braconidae. Gene Ontology annotation, biological process: regulation of cytoskeleton organization. The coding region runs from base 231 to 851 and encodes 206 amino acids. Gene Ontology annotation, molecular function: microtubule binding.
AUGAAGGCCUCCACUAUAAAAUGAGUCAUACUACGAAAGACAAUGAAUAGUGUGAAGAGUUUUGGAUUGGAGUGAUUUUCUGAUGGAAAGGUGGGAAUUACCUCGACAAAAUUUAUCAGGGCACCUCCAGCACACCCCAGGAUGGCCACCACGUACCGCAUGUAGUUGGUGAAUGGUUCUGACAUGACAAGAUAUUGGGACUGCCGCAUUUGACAGACGUUGGACUAACUAUGAGUGUAAAUUCUGAAGAGCAAUUCGCAGAUAUUCUGGAUGAGAUUUAUACGUGGCUCGAGCAAAUCCCCUUUUCCCGCCCCAGGAGGAACCUCGUUCGGGAUUUUUCUAACGGAGUAUUUAUGGCUGAAUUAUUGAAGCAGUACUACCCGAGGCACGUGGACCUUCACAAUUAUUCCCCCAGCAGUAGUAUCUCGAAGAAACUCGACAAUUGGCGAACGUUGAACAGAAAAGUCCUGACAAAAAUCGACAUGAAGCUGUCAGAUGACGUGAUUUAUCAAAUCGCCUCAGCCCAGAGUAAAGCCAUCGAUUCAGUGCUCAUUAAAUUGCGAUCGCGAAUACUGAAGGACUGCAACGACGAGAGGAGAUCCCUUUACACAGCCAGUGACCUGGGGAUAUCCAACAGCGAGGUCGACUCGGUUCUGGAUCUCGACGAGGUUCAGAACAAGAAAAUUCCACGUCCAGCGUUUCUCAAGUUGAAGCAGGAGCUCCAGGAGAAGAACGACAUGGUGGCGAUGCUCGGGGAAAAGAUAUUCCACCUGGAGAGUCUCAUCAAGCUCAAGGAUCAGAGGAUUGCAGAUCUGUCUGCGCAAUUAACGAGGCUGAACAAAUUAUCAUAAUUAGUAAAAUGAAUU